CAGGCGACGAUGGCGUCGAGCUCAAGAGGUUAGGCUUCGGCGGAAAGAAGGGGUUUCAGCGGGGUAGGGGCUGAGGGUGAGGCGGUGGAGAUAGGAGGAGAUGGUCUCGAAGGCCAGACGAGUUAAGGUCGGUUGGAGAUCGACGAGGUACAAGGUCCGGUGCGAGACUAGCAGCCACGGUGGGAGAAGGAUUCUGAUGUAUGCAUUUUUUUUUUCUUGUGUUUGUUAUUUUUUUAAGGUUUCCAAUUCUGGGUUUGAGGAGGAGAAGGAGCAAUUCUGGAUUUGGUUAGUUUGGAUGGGUUGUAAUUGCUGGGUUAGCGAAGCUUUUUUGGGUUUGUGAAACUUUUAUGGGAUUGUGA
Linum tenue is the source of this 359-nucleotide messenger RNA. NCBI's taxonomy places the organism in Eukaryota, Viridiplantae, Streptophyta, Magnoliopsida, Malpighiales, Linaceae. The record is from the annotation of a GenBank genome assembly.